AUGGCAGGCGCACUUUCAGACGAUUGUGUUGAUACACCCCAAGAGAAGGAAAACACCGCGACAAAUCUGAUCUCCAAACUAGAUGAAGGAGCCAGCCAGAGCGCCUUGUCUAUGCGCCGUUACGUGCCAGUUGCAGAGGGACUUGACGUGGAAGACUUCGCAGGAUACAAGCAGGGGGGAUACCAUCCCACACAUAUCGGCGACACCCUAGAUAAUGGUCGAUUCCGCAUCAUUCACAAAGUUGGCUACAGUAGCCGUUCCUUUGUCUGGUUGGCGCGUGAUCUCUGGCAGGAAUCGAAGCUGGUAACCAUCAAGGUCCUAAUCGCAGAGAUAUCUAGCCAGUGCAAGGAGGAUAGAAUCCUGGCCUUACUGCAUUCAGAAGAACAUGGAGUUGAAAACAUACAUGUGCCGCGACUUUUGCACAAAUUCACGAUCGUUGGCCCCAAUGGCACCCACGUCUCUCUCGUGCUCCCGCUCAUCGGGCCUACCAUAUCUGAGUAUUCGGACGCCCAGGUGAAAGCUGGCCUUUCGCCAUAUUUACCAAGCGUCACGGCAGUAGAUUUCUCUCGACAAAUAGUGGGAACGCUCGCCCACCUGCAUUCAUGCGGGAUCACACAUGGAGAUUUAAAACCCCAGAAUAUUUUAGUCAGUCUUCGCCGUUUGGAUGCACUCUCAGAUCAGGAAAUAUACUCCUAUCUUGGGAAACCAAGACAGGAGCCAUUGCACACCGCCAACGGAGAACCCGCGGGCCCAUCAGCCCCAAAAUAUGGAGUGGUGAAAGCAAAUCUGGCUGACUUCGGUCUCGAAUAUCUCACAGAUACAGUAAACAUCGCCGACUUUUUAGACGCUUUUUCUAUUGCUUCACCUUCCGAGACUCUCACCACGACACUGGGUUAUGCUGCUCCAGAGACCCUGCUAGAACAUAAGAUCAGUCGCUGUUCUGAUGUGUGGUCGUUGGGUUGCACGCUGUUCGAAAUUCGCUUCCUACACCAAUUAUUCCCCACUUGUAACGAUUCAAGGGAUAUCAUGCUUCAAAACAUGGUGAAAACGCUGGGUAAACCCCCGGAGCAUCAGUGGCAACAUUGGGAGAAUAGGGGGGAAUACUUCCUAGACAACGGAGCCUUCGAUGCCUGCGCGAAUGGGCGUUCUUUGCUCGGCAAAAGAGUCCAUAAUCGCACAGCUCAGAGCCACGCUAUAGGCCUAAUAUCUGAGGACGAGUCAAAGUGUUUUGAGGACCUCCUCUGGAGAAUGCUGCAGUAUGAACCAACGGACAGGAUUACCGCCGUAGAGGCGCUGAAUCAUCCCUGGUUGCGAGGAGAAUUUUCAGGACGCGCAUGA
Messenger RNA from Uncinocarpus reesii 1704, 1338 nucleotides. RefSeq lists its product as uncharacterized. NCBI's taxonomy places the organism in Eukaryota, Fungi, Ascomycota, Eurotiomycetes, Onygenales, Onygenaceae. Gene Ontology annotation, molecular function: protein kinase activity; ATP binding. Bases 1 to 1338 code for a protein of 445 amino acids. The transcript has 2 exons. Gene Ontology annotation, biological process: regulation of mRNA processing; spliceosomal complex assembly; protein phosphorylation. The record is from RefSeq and is a predicted model, not a curated record.